GGAGAGGAAAAAAAAUGAAAACUUUUGUUUUUGGUUGUGCGGUUGAAAUAAAUUAUUGCUUUAAUUAAUUGUCCAGGCUUUGAAACGCUUUAAACAAUGAUUGAAAAGUUUUUUCUGUCUUUUUUCGUAUUAACUUUCUACCUUUUCCCAUCUUCGUUGGAAAAUAAUGUGAAUGGCAAUCUUGAUUCUAAAGAAUUUAGUUCUGAAUUGGAUCCUGAUGGUACAAAAUCUUCCUGGAAUUGUGAAGUUUUAGAUGCGUGUGAUGAUAAACAUGGAUUUGAAGCAAUUUUAAUGCUUCAUCAACGCUUAGAUGAUGAUGCAAAUGGAAACAUUGAUAUCUCUGAAAGUGAUGAGUUUUUAAGAGAUGAAUUGAAUUAUGCUAGUGGAUAUGAAAGACAGAAAAUUUUCCAUAAGAAUGAUAAACAUAUCAGUGUUGACGAAUUAUGGUCUACCUGGAAAACUUCUGAGGUUCAUAAUUGGACUGUACAGGAAACUAUACAGUGGCUUUUAACAUAUGUUGAUCUGCCACAAUAUACAAAAAACUUUGAAGAAAAUUCUGUCGAUGGAACUUCUCUUCCAAGAAUGGCUGUAAAUAGUAUGCAUUUCUUAUCAAAUUUGGGAAUUAAAGAUCCAAUUCAUAAACACAAGAUAUCUCUUAAAGCGAUGGAUGUUGUUCUAUUUGGCCCUUCAAGAAAUCAUAAUUAUUUUAAAGAUAUUAUUUUAUUAUUAUCCCUUGGCAUUGCAACAUGUGGAUGUUGGUUUGCUUUUAUGCAACAUAAAAAGUCUCAAUCACAACUAAAGAAAACAAUGAAGGAUAUGGAAAGUUUACAGCAUGCUGAAGAAUCCUUGCAAGAGCUCCAAAAAGAACUAGACAAAGCAAAAUUAGAGCAGGAGAUGGUAGUUACAGAAAAAAGAAAUCUUGAGCGAAGGUUACAAGAUGAAAUAAUAACAGUCAAACUAAAACAUCAAGAUUCAUCUGGAAUUUCUGAUGUGGAUCAGUUGAAAAUUCAACGAUUAGAGGAGGAGUUGAGGAUUGUUACUGAAGACUUACGAUGUGCAGAAAGAGCUUUACAAGCAAAAAAAUGGUUCCCAUCUCCAGCUUUGCAGCAUUGGCUCCAGUUGACUCAUGAGUUGGAAUUACGUCAUUAUAAUGAAAAGAAAACAGCUGCAGAAAAGCAGUUAGCUGCUGCAAAAGAAGGUUGUGAGAAAUUGCGCAAGAAAAGGACUAGCUUCAUGGGGGCCUUUCGAGUUGCUCAUGGAAGUUCAAUUGAUGAUGUAGAUAACAGAAUUUUGCAAGCAAAAUCUGCACUUUCUGAAGUUACAAAAGAUUUACAAGAGAGGCUUAAUCGCUGGAAGCAAAUUGAAGUUUUGUGUGGCUUUUCUAUUGUGCACAAUCCUGGAAUAAGACAUUUAGAAUCCCUUUUAGGCACAUCAAUGAAUAUUAUCGCUUCCUCAAACAGUGUAACACCAAGAAUGACAAGAAGAAAUAGUGAAGGAACACUCACUGAUGAAGAAACAACAUCAGUUACUGAUCCAGGGAUAUCUGCUAGAUCUUUGGCCAACAUACCAUUUGUUUGCAAUCAACGUACAGGAUUAAAUUUGAAUUUUGGACAAAUGCGCAGAAGUCCAUCAUCAGACUUGAAAUCUGUUGCUUCUUCCAGUGCUAUAUUGCAAAGGUCAAAUGCAUUUCAUAUUGAUCUUCUUUCAGAUUCUUCAUUUUUAGAAGGUAAAGAUGUUAACUCAGCAGAAGAAAUUUCUCCUGAUGAAAAUGUGCGACCAAUGUUUACAGUUGGAAGCAAAGAAUUUGUCAUAAAACCUAUGCAGAGAGUGUCAGAAUCAGAAACUCGUGGCUUUCUACAAGAUCCAUCACUGUCAUUCUUACCUGUAGAAAAUGAAUCUGAAAGCUCUGGUAGUCUCAAAUACAUAUCUGAUCAAGAAAGUCAUAAAAUAACAUCAAGAUCAGCUGCAACAAUUCCAACUUCAGAAGGUUAUGCAGAUAUUCUGAACAAAAAUUUUGAUGCCAGCACAAUUAAUAAAAAAUAUAAAAUUUCAUAAUUCUUACCUUUAUUAAAGGGUUGGAUUUGAUGUUCAGAUCAAGGAAAAAACCUUUUUGUAGAUCAAAUGUUCCUGACUGUGAUGACAAAAUGAAUAUUUUUUGCUAAUUUUUCAUACUUAUUUAAUUAUGCAUUAUUUUUAUACCUUUUAUUGUUGAAUGUUUGAAAGUUUAAUUUGCUUGUACAUGAGAAAAUUUUGAAAUAAUUUUAGUCUUUUUUAUGAGUAAGAUUCUUUUAAAUGUUAAAGCUUUUUUCUGGAGAUUUAAGCAUGUUAUAUACAGUAUUUCCAUUAAGCAUGUUUCCAUGUUUAACCUGCAUCCUCUCUAUUUUCGCAAAUGGUCAAAACAAGAUGCAGAAUUAAAAUAUUAAAAGUUUCAAUUCAAACCACUAUACACUUUUUUAGCCAUUUACAACUUUUCGGGGGCCAUAUUGUGACUUGAUUUUUUUUCCCCAUAUUGUGCGCAUUUUCUAGCGUGUGUUAACGUAUCAUAGUAUAACAUUUCCUUUAAUUUUCCAAAAGCAAGAGAAAUGGAAAAUAUUUACUGUUCUCUUUUUGAUUCAACAAUUGCCAUUAUCCGCGUUUUUGGAUUCUAGGCUUUAUGUUUCCAUCUCAUUUUUAUGAUCAGUCUAUUAGAAUUUUGAGCUCAAAAUUCUAACGUAGCCUUGAAUAUUGGUCAAAAAUGUUUCAUUUUUUUUUUUUUUUGUUGGUAUUGUUUUCUUUCGUGCUUGGGAUUUCCUUAAAUAUGAAUGUGAGGACCUGGAUGUAAUAUGAAAAAUUUAGCAACUUAUCAACACUUUUUUUGCUUCAAAACUUAUAAUAUCUUAAUCCUGCUUAUGUUUUGAUCAUUUUUGCUAUUGGAAGUAUUCUAGAUCUAACGUUUGCAAAAAUAGAGAUAAUGCAGGUUAAAUGCAGACAUUCUGAGUGUAUAUACAUAUGUAAACAAUACUUAGUUGUUAAAGUUUACUAUUACAUUAAAUCAGCACUUUCCUUUCUUAAAUUAUGAAUUUAAUUAUUGUCAUUUAUACAAUGCAUAAUUAGAAUUUAAAAAGUAUUAAGUUUAAAUGUCAGAGGGAUUUUUUAAAUUAAAGACUGAUAUGCAAUUCUUUUGUGAUAGUACUGUGGAAAGAAUUGUAUAUGUUAUUGAAGAAUAGCAUCUUGAAAUAUUAAUCAUAUUUUAUAUGAUCAGAAACAAAUUUUGUGUGAAACAAAACGCUCAUUAAAUGAGAUGGUAAGUAAAUAUGUUGUUUCUUGCAAAAUUGAAUUCAUAUUCUUCAAUUUUAGGUUUUCAUAUCUUGUCCUUCAAUCUUGCAAUUUGUCAAUAAAUCAGAAAAUCGAUUAAUAAUUUUAUAAAAUCUAAUAAUCACUUUAUAUACUUUUCUGUAGCUAAGAACUAGUAGAAGUUGAAUUGAAUUGUAAUGUGUGUUAGUUGUGUACUUGUAGUUUAGAAAUUGUUUUUUUUUUUUUUUUGCAUAAAAUUUGAAUUUUUGCUGCGUCUUUGUUGUAUUUCUACAUUAAAAUUUUUAUUUUUGGUUUACCACUUCUUAAGAAACUAACUACACAUGAAGUGAAAAGUGAUGAAGUUCUUUCAAGUAAUGAAAAAAAAAAAAAUGUGCUUAACAACUUAAUGAACAAGAAAAAUGAUUCAAAUUUCCCAAAGAUGAAUGUAUCAUUUUCAAAAAAGCAAUAAUUUUUUAUAGUGUAUUUUAUUCAUCACAAAAAUCAAAUAGCUAUUUAUCUUACAAAAGCAUGAGCUUUAAUGUCAUUGUAAUUUUAAUAUGACUCCAAAAAAAUAAAAAAUCCUUAUAAAAUGACAUUUUAUGGUAACCAUUAUUUAAAAUAUGCUUAUAAAUAUUAAUCAUAGUUUCAAAUGCGCUCAAACAUGUUUUUAAAUAGUUCUAAUCCUUGCUUUUCACUCAUAUUCACUUUUAAUUAAUUUUCUAUCACUCAGAGUAUGUGUUAGUAUAUUUUAUUAUAAAAAAAACUGCAAGACUUCUACUGUCCUCAGAACUUACUUU
Molecule: messenger RNA, 4070 nt
Organism: Uloborus diversus
Lineage: Eukaryota; Metazoa; Arthropoda; Arachnida; Araneae; Uloboridae
Product: stromal interaction molecule homolog
Exons: 13
Coding region: 97-2055 (652 amino acids)
Biological process (GO): store-operated calcium entry; intracellular calcium ion homeostasis; activation of store-operated calcium channel activity
Cellular component (GO): endoplasmic reticulum; plasma membrane
Molecular function (GO): calcium channel regulator activity; calcium ion binding; protein binding
Source: RefSeq, a predicted model, not a curated record